Galendromus occidentalis (western predatory mite) is the source of this 1164-nucleotide messenger RNA. Its product is annotated as 5-hydroxytryptamine receptor 3A. Lineage: Eukaryota; Metazoa; Arthropoda; Arachnida; Mesostigmata; Phytoseiidae. The transcript is spliced from 8 exons. The record is from RefSeq and is a predicted model, not a curated record. Gene Ontology annotation, molecular function: extracellular ligand-gated monoatomic ion channel activity; transmembrane signaling receptor activity. Gene Ontology annotation, biological process: monoatomic ion transmembrane transport. The coding region runs from base 83 to 1156 and encodes 357 amino acids. Gene Ontology annotation, cellular component: membrane.
GGUGAACACCUCUUCCGUCGAGACUGCAGAGUGCUUUCUCAACGACCGAACGAUCUGAAGCUAGCGGUAUCGCUUCCUUAUCAUGCGUGUAGUAGUGCUCUUAGAAUGUAUAUUCCUUGUCCUUCUCCUGCGAGCGAAGCUCCCCGAAAACUCAGCGAAGGCGGAACUGAUGAACAAAAAUGCCACUCUCGCGGGUGAAAUCAUCGCUUUCAAACGAAAGCUCAGAACAUCCAAGGAGUAUUCCAGUUUGGUGCCGCCCUUCGAUGCAACGAAGAAGACACUCCACAUCACGAAGUUUCUCAGCUUCGAAGACGAGUUUUUGAUCGAUCCCGAAAAGCACCUCGUGUGGUUCACGAUAACGGACUGUGAUAACUGGAAGGACUCCAGACUCGAGUGGGAGGUUGAGGACGCGCACGUUGAAGACUUGCUCAUUACCUCAUACACUACCUGGAGACCCUAUUCAUAUUACUCGGCUCAGAGGAAGCGUCUCUUCGCUUAUCCCUCGUAUUUGGAACACAGUGGCAACAUCAUUUCCUGCGAUGCGUACCAGGUGGCUCUCCCGUGCACUUUCGACAUGUGGGACUUCCCGAGCGAUGUCCAUGAAUGUGUCUUGACAGCUUACUCACCGUACUAUCAUAUCGAUGAAAUAGUCUACGAUGUCAUGGUGACCGGCUCAGAGCCGAAUUCCGAAUGGAAGAUCGACGAGAGAAGCAAAGUCCAAAGCGCUUUUUAUCCAGGCCAAGGGAAUUUUUCGGAGAUAGUCGUCGACUUCCAGCUAAGACGCAGACCCCAUCUCUACGGAGCGAGGGUAUACCUGCCACUCUGGAGCGUGAUGAUCCUGUCCUUCCUGAUCCUCUUCUCACCCGAGGAGUCGAGAGUCGCCACUUCUUCUCUGCUAUUGGUCACAGCAUUCUUACAGCAUGGCUUCCUCUUGAGCUUGGUCAAGGGAUCGACAUCGACGCCCAAGAUCGUGCUGUUCUCGAGCUGUCUGGUCACCACCACGUGCUGCAUCGCGGCAGUCGCAACAUUCCGGGCGCAGCAGCAGAAAGGCCUCUCUUCUCCCCUGGCUCAAUUCUCGUCGCGAUUCGUCUGGAUAGAAAACUUUGGCUUGAAAGCGAUAUGUCUCAUUUUGGCGGGUGUUCUCAGCCUUCUGUAGUGCUUGCG